Molecule: messenger RNA, 9357 nt
Organism: Lutzomyia longipalpis
Lineage: Eukaryota; Metazoa; Arthropoda; Insecta; Diptera; Psychodidae
Gene: scrib
Product: protein lap4
Exons: 28
Coding region: 749-8743 (2664 amino acids)
Biological process (GO): neurotransmitter receptor transport, endosome to postsynaptic membrane; neurotransmitter receptor transport postsynaptic membrane to endosome
Cellular component (GO): postsynaptic density; postsynaptic membrane; adherens junction
Molecular function (GO): protein binding
Source: RefSeq, a predicted model, not a curated record
UUUAGUCCGUUGUACGCGUUGCGAUUUUGUUUGGGUUUUUGAUUUACUCGCGCAAAGUGAGCGAUUUUCUCAUAUUUUCCACACAUUUUCCCACCAGUGUACAUUGCCAAAGUGCCCGGGAAGACUUUCCUCACGUGCCUGGUGUGCAGGACAAUGGGUGGAUGAGCUGAAAAGUGGAGAAAAGUGCAUUUUAUUUUCGGGUGUGUCUCGCAAAUUGGGAAGACGUGACAUGUUUGUACUUGCCCGCAGCACCGCUUGAGGGCACCACCAGCACACGGGGGCUUUGCAACAACAACAACAACAACCAACAUCCGCUGUUUGGCUGUGCCUCACUCACAUCAGUCUGAGCCAAGGCAGCAAUCGCGUGUGACCGUCUCUCUGCUGCAAAUUCCAUCACCGUGUUUUUGUUCUCUGACACUUUAAAGAUCUCUGUGUCCAGAGUUCUGCCUCUCUGGGGGAUGCUUCUCUGUGCCUGAGAACUUCCACUCACCAUCGCACGAAGGGAAUGCCACGCGAGUGAAUGCGUCGUGCGUGAUUACAGAGGGAAGACCAAGUGUUUGGCUCUUGUGAGUGAGUUUGUGUGCCAAAAAGAAAUAAACGAGGUGCUGUCCGGAAGUUGAGGGAUUUGUGCCAGUGUGCCAGAGAACCUCUGUGUGUUUGUUUGUGAAGGAAGCCAGAGUGUUUGUGUCUUGCUUCCUUCCCGGAGGGAAAAAGUGGUGGACGCGCGUGUUGUGUGAACGCGUGAACCAUGUUCAAGUGCAUUCCAAUCUUCAAGGGCUGCAAUCGGCAGGUGGAAUAUGUCGAUAAGCGCCAUUGUUCGCUACCCAAUGUCCCGGAGGAGAUUCUCCGGUACUCCCGGAGCCUCGAGGAGCUCCUACUUGAUGCCAAUCACAUCAAGGAUCUGCCCAAGAACUUCUUUCGGCUGCAUCGACUGAGAAAAUUGGGCUUGAGUGAUAAUGAAAUUCACAAAUUACCACCGGAUAUACAAAAUUUUGAAAAUUUAGUGGAAUUAGAUGUUUCCAGAAAUGAUAUACCGGACAUUCCUGAUGAUAUCAAACACCUUCGAAGUUUACAGGUAGCUGACUUCAGUUCGAAUCCAAUUCCACGAUUGCCCGCCGGCUUUUCGCAGUUGAAAAGCUUAACAGUAUUAGGUCUCAAUGAUAUGUCGUUGACAUCAUUGCCAGCCGAUUUUGGAAGUUUAUCGCAACUGGAAUCGCUGGAACUGCGGGAGAAUCUUCUUAAGAGUCUGCCGGAGUCGAUAAGUCAAUUAACAAAAUUGGAACGACUGGAUUUGGGUGAUAAUGAAAUUGAGCACUUACCCUCGCAUUUGGGUCACUUACCAUCACUGCAGGAACUGUGGUUGGAUCACAAUCAAUUACAAAAACUUCCGCCAGAUAUUGGGCUUCUCAAGAAUUUGGUGUGCCUUGAUGUUUCGGAAAAUAGAUUGGAGGAGCUGCCCGAGGAAAUUGGUGGUUUGGAAAAUUUAACAGACUUGCACUUGUCGCAGAAUCUACUGGAGACCCUCCCUGAUGGGGUUUCACACUUGACCAAAUUGACAAUAUUGAAACUAGACCAGAAUCGAUUACACACGCUGAAUGAAUCCAUUGGAACAUGUGUUAGCAUGCAGGAGCUAAUACUGACGGAAAACUUUCUAAUGGAAUUGCCCAAAUCAAUUGGGAACAUGACCAAAUUGAAUAAUUUGAAUGUGGAUCGCAAUGCACUCACGGAAUUGCCGGUGGAGAUUGGCAAUUGCGUGGCAAUGGGUGUACUUAGCUUGAGGGAUAACAAACUCACGAAGCUACCAUCAGAAUUGGGCAAUUGCCUGCAGCUUCAUGUGUUGGAUGUAUCGGGGAAUCGUCUAAACUAUUUACCCUAUUCAUUGGUGAAUUUGCAACUGAAAGCUGUAUGGCUGUCAGAAAAUCAAGCACAAUCCUUGCUUACAUUUCAACCAGACACCGAUGAGGCAACGGGUGAACAGGUUUUAACGUGCUUCCUACUUCCUCAGCAAGAAUAUCAGCCACUUAGCCCGGAAAUGGUCAGUGGCAGACUGUACAGAUCGAACCAAAGAUUCAGUUCUAUGGACCUAUCAAUGAUUCAAGAUAAUCACAAUGAUACGGAUUCUGAAGGUUGGGAAGAACGUGAAGCAUCUCGUACGCAUUCCGUGAAAUUCUCUGAAGACUCCGUGACGGAUAAAGAGCAGACACCAUUUGUGCGGCAGAAUACGCCACAUCCGAAGGAGUUGAAAAUGAAGGCGCACAAAUUAUUUGCAAAAGAAAAGAGUAAAACCGAAGACACAAUCGGUUUGGAUACACUAUCGGAGGAAUCAUCGUCAAAGCCGUCGUCUGUGAAGACGGUUAUUGAAUCGGGAACAAUGGAUAAUAUAGCUGAGACACAGGCAGACCCUGGUUCCCUACUGCCAUCUAGUGGUGCUCCAUACAGUGUGGCGGCAGUUCAAAGUGCAAGUCAGGAACCCCUUGAAGUGCCCCACAAUGUGUCUGUUGAAGAGGAGCACCAUGCGGUGCCCUUGGGUGAUAGCAAUGUCGUGGGGCUACCCAAUCCCCCAGGUGAUCCGGCAGAAGAUGCCGAAAUGGAGGAUAGACGCGUGGGUUUCACGAUAAAUCCGGAAAAUGCGGAAAAUUACGAUGAUGACAAUUUCCCAGAUCAAGAUGAUCUCAUAAAACGCCCCCUGAGACUCCAUCGAAGGGACACACCGCACCAUCUUAAGAAUAAACGUGUCCAACAUGGGCUAAAUGAGAAACAAGCCAAUCUCAUCAUUGCCAAUGCGCUAAAGAUGAAGGAGAAAACACUUCAGGAGCCGAUUGUACAGCACAGGAUUGAGAAUAUUGUGCAAGAGGAGCCAGAUGACAGCAAAGCUGAAGAAGAUGCCGCAGAUGGGAUUACGGAGUUACGCGAGGAGCGCUAUGAAAUUCACAUUGAGCGCACUUCAGCGGGUUUGGGGCUGAGUAUAGCCGGUGGGAAAGGUAGUACACCAUUCAAGGGUGACGAUGAGGGAAUUUUCAUAUCACGCGUCACAGAGGGUGGCCCCGCGGAUCUUGCGGGGCUCCGUGUGGGCGAUAAGGUGCUCAAAGUCAAUGGGAUCUCAGUGGAGGCAGCUGAUCACUAUGAAGCUGUUGAGAUUCUCAAGGCAUGUGGCUCAGUAUUGGUGCUCUUUGUUUCACGGGAGGUAACACGAUUAAUUGGGCAUCCGGUGUUCAGUGAUGAUGGUUCUGUGUCGCAAAUUUCCAUUGACAAUCGCACAAUGGAUCAGUUGCCGCCGCUUACAGAGCAGCAGCCGCAACAGAAAUUUAUUCCACCACCAAUUCAAAUUAAUCCCCAACACAAUGAAGCUGCAGGUGUGCAGACUGCUACGGGGUAUCCUCAUGGGGUGACAUCACCACCCCUACUGAGUGCCACAACCCCAAAUGGGGUACUUGAGAAUGGUGGAAGGGAUAUUGUGCACAAGAUCACGCUUCAUACGACAUUUAUUCGGGAACAAAUUGGUCAGGGUUUGGGAUUCAGUAUUGCCGGUGGGAGGGGAUCUCCGCCGUAUAAAGAUGGUUCCGAUGGAAUUUACAUAUCGAGGAUUACAGAGGGUGGAUUGGCGCACAAAGAUGGGAAGAUCAUGAUCGGUGAUCGAGUAUUAGCGAUUAAUGGUGUUGAUAUGACAACAGCGCACCACGACUAUGCCGUUCAAUUACUUACGGAUACCCAGAGAUUUGUAAGAUUGGUAAUUCAGAGAGAAGUUAGGGGUCCUCUGGAACCUCCUCAAAGUCCACGAAGCCCAUCGGUGCUAAAGGGUUUAAGUCCAACGGGUUAUAUGGCAAACAGACCAACCUAUUCGGGAUAUCGGCGAUCACUUGAUGGCAAUGAGGCAAUCAAGACAGCCGUUCAGACGCACACAGUGCCACAAGUGCAGGGUGUACCACCCAAAACGAAUGGAAUUGAUACGGUGGUACCAGCUCCACAGCCGGCGCCACGUCGUCUCGGUUCACAGAGUUCGCAAAGUGUGCCAAAUGGGGCACCGAAUGGCCCACAGUCGGGUGAUGAAGAACCACAGGUACCACAUACACCACGUCCAUUGACGAGUGAAGAUUUUCAAGCAAUGAUCCCGGCCCAUUUUAUCAGUGGAGGCGCCCCGGCCCAUGUUGAAGUAAUUGAAAAUGAGCAUGGGCCAACGGUGACGGUGACGGUGAAAAAGGGCAUCCCGGAUAUGCCAAUGCUCCCGCCGGCGCCCACAGAAUUGGGCAAAGUCACUGAAACUAUUACAAAGUCAACAUUCACGGAGACUGUCAUGACACGGGUCACAGACAAUCGUUUAGCUGAGCCACUCAUCAGUGAGGACGUGAAGCUGCCCAAGAAUCAGGGUUCUCUGGGAUUCAGCAUAAUUGGCGGAACUGAUCAUUCCUGCGUUCCAUUUGGAGCUCAUGAACCUGGAAUAUUUAUUUCACACGUUGUUCCUGGCGGGAUUGCCUCUCAAUCGGGCAAGAUCCGAAUGGGUGAUAGGAUACUGAAAGUCAAUGGGACAGAUGUUACGCAAGCGACGCACCAGGAAGCCGUAAUGGAGCUCCUACGUCCUGGGGAUGAAAUUAUCCUUACAAUUCAACAUGAUCCACUUCCAAUUGGCUUCCAGCAAAUAAUCUUGGUGAAGGCCGAAGGUGAACGUUUAGGGAUGCACAUUAAGGGUGGCAUGAAUGGUCAGAAAGGGAAUCCCCUUGAUCCAUCAGAUGAGGGUGUCUUUGUCUCCAAAAUCAAUUCCAGUGGUGCUGCAAGGCGAGAUGGUCGAUUAAAGGUUGGAAUGAGAAUUCUGGAAGUGAAUGGUACUUCCCUGCUUGGAGCUUCUCAUCAGGAGGCCGUUGAUUCAUUGAGAGCGGCUGGCAAUGAGCUUUACUUGAUUGUCUGCAAGGGUUACGAUAAAUCCGCCUUGAUUCACGGGGUUGGUAUGACAGGUAGUACAGGGAGGCGUUUGGGAUCGAGAGCAUCGGAAACGGGCUCUGAAUUGAGUCAGAGUAUUUCCAGUUUAGAUCGUGAAGAUGAGGAUUUAGCAUCACAGCAGCAAAAUCUUGUUGAUUCUGAAGUAUUCAGUGAUACAAUUGAGAAGAUAAAAUCCCUGCAGGUUGCGGAGGUGGAGGAUAAAUCUCAACCACCCAAUGAAUUGGCGCUCGUGAAUUCAACACCAAGUGAUUUGGUAUUGAUGAAGGAGAAGAGUACCCCUGAAAAGGUUCUGGAUAUUGUACGAGCAGCUGAAUCCCUGGCACUUGGUGGGAAUGCUGAUGUACCGCCUGAAGUGCAAAUUGAAGCUCAUCACGAUGACAAGAAGCAGAAGACCACAACUAUUGUCAUGUCAAAGCACACACUUGACACACAACCACAGGUCGAAGGUCAACGGAGGCAAAUGCUUAAGAAUGUUAACAGUGUCGAGGGAAGGCCUCGAACGCCUUCUGUUUCAGAUGAUCCCAGCAGUGGGCAGGGAAGGCAGCAGCCACCCGUUGCUGCGAGGAGGGACUCUGUUGAGGCCACCCUUGAUGAUGUGAGUGAUGAGAGUGAGGGGGAGAUGUAUGAGAAACCCCUUCCGGGAGCAAGGAAGCAAUUUAAGCCAACAGUUGUGGAUGUUAGGCUCAGUGAGGAAGAGCAAGAGAAGGAGCCAAAAGGAAGCUAUCAGAGGGCACAGAAUGUCCAAGAAAUCAAGCAAAUUGAAAGGACUAAGAAUGUCCAACAAACUAGGAAUGUUCAAGAACCCAGAAGAGUUCAAGAAACUAAAUUUGAUCAUGAAACAAACGUUGAGCCAAAAGUCAUUCAUAGAGGUGAAUCAGAUCGAAGUUCCGUGAGCUCCUACCGUGGUGGGGAUAGUCAGAGGAAAUCCGUGAGUUUUGAUUUGAGUGAGAAUAGCAGCGAGGAAGCUCCGGAGACUCCAGUUUACCAUCGUCCUGUUACUCCGAGAUACCCUAAAGUUGAUCUAAAUCGUGGCGUGGAGUCAGAUGAGAAUGUCUUCAGCUAUGAGAGCGAUGAGAUCACGCGGGUGGAACAGAAGGCAUCGGAAAAGCCCAAAAGACGGGGAAUUUUGCGAUCACCCAGCCCAAGGGUUGAAUCCCCACGAUCCACGCUUGAGAGGCAGACGGAGAAGGUGGUGCAAAAGGAAGCUCUGAGGGAGCAUGAAGAGCCGGAUGAGAGGGAAUUUGAACGGGAGAAUCCCUUCCGGAAGGAGGCUCUAGCAGCAAAGAGGCUUUCAGAUAAGUUCAAGGAGUACUCGAAGAUCCCCCGUGGUGGGGAUUCGGGAUCCGACAGUGAGGACAGGACGCGCCCAAUCUCCGAAUAUGGCUACGAUCACGACUACACGUGGACUUUCAAGCAUAUUCAGAAGGAAUUUGAGGAUAUUUCGCAGUCAAAUGAGAACCUAAGUCGACCAACGAAGAUUCCCAUUAAGAAGCCAAUUCUGUACAAAUCAACAUCCAGUCUACCUGAUCGUCCACGUGGGAAGCCCCCCAUUCCACCGAAGCCACCAGUUCACGUCAAACAAGCGGAUCUGGUGAAGAAUGACGCCCUGCAGCGUCUCUCCAUGGAACACGGGGACUUUGUGGAGUUCCAGCAUGAUGCUGCAACCAAUGCCAUCCGUGAGAUUCCACGUCCCUUCAGCCCAGACACUCCACUCCCACCUGUUCCGCAGCAGGUGCCCUAUAAGCGUGUAGCAAGUGUCGAACGGCCCACAUGUCGGCCACCUCCACCCCCAGUUAAGUCUCCGCAAUUUGAAGUAAUUCCCGCCAAAUACGACGUCCUUCCGUCACCGAAAACCCCUGAAUUUGUUCACGAGAACUCCCCGGAUAACAUUCUCGUCACCGAGGAUGUGCACAGGAACAUCCUCCUGGAGGAGAAUGAAAUCCGCAAGGCAAUGCAAUCAGAUGAUGCAAAUAACAAUCGCCAGAAUCCCUUCCUGAGUGAUUCAGAUUCAGACAUUACGGCAACUUCAGCAGCUGACCUCCAGCACCAUCCAGGAGGGAUCUUGUCGCCAAAUCACAUCUUCCCACCACCACAGAUACUUCCGGUGCACUAUUCGCAGCUGCCAAUGCCACAGCAACCGGGCUACUACAUUCAGUACACGGCACCAGGACCGGCGCCGUAUGUGUCACCACCGGCAUCCGCAAAGACGCCCAAAACUGUGUCCGAUAAGAAGAGAUUCUUCGAGAAUGCGAUGGAGGAUCAGCAGAAGGCUGUUGCAAAACCAGACAAAGUCUUCACAUUCCUUUCGAAAGACGAAGUGGAGAAACUGAAACAAGAGGAAGAGAAGAAAAUUGCCACAAUGAGUCGAGAGAAGCCAAAACUCAGUGAAUCAGACGACGUUGACGACACCCCCGAAGAUGAUGAUGAUGCCUACAAUUCCAGAUGUAGCAGUUCACCAUCGCAACCAUCAUCCCUUACAUUUGUCGCCACCGCAUCUUCACCGUCCCCCGAAGCACCCAAGACACCCCAGAGUCGCAUCCCCAUUCGAACGGCCAAUGCCGAACGACGUGCAAGGGAGGCUGGUCAUCGGGACACCGAAGACGAGAGCCAAUUGAGCCCGGCGGAAUUAAAGGCUCUAAGGGCUGAGAGAAGGCGCGAGUGGCGUCAGGCUAGACUGAAAUCCCUGGAGCAGGAUGCAAUGCAAAUUCAGAGCAUAAUUCAAGCACAAAAUGUUGUUAAUGAAUCAAAUUUGCGGCAGCUGAAGGAGGACAGAAGCAAUAAAAAUGAGUCUUUAGUUUUUCCUCGUAUUGCUGUCAAGUCGCGUCCUGGUGCUUUGGUCGUCCGCGAAAAGGAAAAAGUUCUCGAUGAGAAGAUAACCCGUCGUACCGAAGAAGUUCCUUGUCCAAUAACUGGGGAACCACAAAUCAGAACUGUUGAAUAUAUUGAAAAGCUCAUCGAAACUGAGGUGGAGACGUGUCAGGAGAAGAUAAUUUCGAUAGAACUGCAGGAUCCCACGAGGACACCCGUUGUAACACCCUCAGAUGAGGACAAUCCCUCCAUUGUGACGGUUCAGUGUCAUCCCGAUGGGGCAUCGGGACCCAUUGAGUUUGUUAUGCGACCGGGCUUUGAUGCUGCCGACGGUCGGUUGCAGUACGUGCCGAUGCAGACAAUUGUUGAGGUGGUUAAUCCCAUUCUUGGAGGUGCAGGGACCGCACAUACCAUCACUGUGGGCCGAUCGAGUGACGACUACCCAUCCUUUGACGAGGAGACGGCGGAAUUUGAGGCGAAUGAGCGGUACGAGUUGAGUUUGAGUGAUAAAAUGAAGAAUGUGCUGCAGGAAUUGCUGGAGAAUGAGAAGGUGAAGCUCAAUAGGUCACGAAGUAUGACGGAGAGUGAUAAUGAGAAUCAUGCUGAGGAGGAGGAGGAUGAAUCCGAAGGGACAACGGAAUUUGAUUCCGUCUUCAGGGAUCACCAGGGCAAUGCUCACUACGGGAAUGGCUACCAGGGUGGCGCACUAAGUGAUCUCGAUCGAGAGAAUUCCAAUCGUCUAGAUCAGUGUCAAGUCAUCAGCAAUCCCAAUGCCCAAGAUGACGAAGACACCACGCAGCAGGUGCAAAAGGAAGAUGUCGAUGAGGAACUGAAGGAGCGUCUCCUGUCCCAACUCAACGUUGACAAUGCUGCAACUGAUGAGGCAGCCAUUGAGGAGGAUGAGAUUGUGGCAAAUGUCCAGGAUAGUGGACUUCCUGCGCCGCGCGUAGGUUUCACAUCACGAAUGGGUUCAAUGAUUCCGAUAGCCAAAAGAAAGGUCUAAUUUAGAUAAUUAACACUAAAUGGACCCACCACACCUUUCCUCCAUGCACGCUCCAGAUGAAUCAGGUGCAAAAAAACAACUCUCAGUUAGCUCCCUUAGGUCUUGCACCCUCGUAGAGAAAUCCUUCUUCCUCCUCCACUUUAUUUCUUAUCCCAAUUUAAUUAUUAAAUAGAGUAGGUAUAGGGAGGGUUUGAAAGGGAUGAGAAGAGAUGCGGGAGAAGCACGUGUGUUUGUAUUGAAAAACAUUCCGGGAUUUUCUUUUGGUGACUAAAAAAAAAGAAGGAAAAGAAAAAUAUUAAAUUUUCUCGCUCAUCUCUCAACCACCUCCCCCAACUCCUAAUUGCAAUUUAAUUCUCCCCCCAAAAUAGGAAGUAAUUUAAUUAAUUUUCCCUUCUCGAUUUUUUUGUGUAACACAGAUUAGAUUUAGAUGGAUAAUCUUUUGAGUAGACGCAGAGAUAUUAAAUUAGAAAUUAAAAUUUAAUUUUUAGUAAUUGUAUUAAGAUUUAGAAGACUAUUAUUGACGUGAGAUAGUUGUUUAGACUACAAUCCCUUAUUACAACUGAUAAAAAAUAAAUAGGAUGAAAUAUAAAAUAAUUGUACUAAAAUUAAUAAAA